CUGAAAUUCGCAGCUUGAUUAGACUCUCGAAAAUGACCCACCUCUGCGUGACCAAAGUUGUUGGGAAUGGUCCAAGGAAUCUUCCAACUGCAUCCCCCAUUUCCCUAUAUAAACUACCUCUUUGUCACUCUUUUUUGUUGUGAUAAAAUUCCUCCGUUUUUUCCUCCAAAUCUUUUGCAUUUUCGGUUUACACUUGGAUUCCUCUGCCUUUUUUCUUUCAUAAAAAAAAUCCUUUCUCUUUUUCUGUUCUUCAAAAUUUUAACAAAGUUUUAGAAACGGUAUAAAUUGGGAAUAUCCUCCAUUUUCUAGGGAAGGUAUUUAUUUUUUGAUAUUAAGAAUUUUAUAUUGAUCAACAUAUUAAGAUCAUUUAGCUUAAAAAAAAUAAAAAAAAAUGAAGGAUCAAGUGUUGGAUUAUUUUUUGGUACCUUUGGGUUUAUUGAUAAUGGUGGGUUAUCAUGUUAUGUUAUUCUAUAAAAUCAUCAAACAUCCAACCAAAACCGUCGUUGGAAUUCAUGCAAUUAAUCGACGUUUAUGGGUUCAAGCUAUGAUGGAGGACACAAAGAAUGCAGUACUAGCAGUACAAACACUGAGAAACAACAUAAUGGCAUCAACCCUGUUAGCCUCAACAGCCAUUAUGCUCAGCUCAGUAAUCGCGGUCCUAAUGACUAGCCGAGGAAGUGGUAGCAUGUUCGGUCUUGUUUUAGGUGACGCGAGCCCAAUGGGGUUCUCUAUCAAGUUCUUCAGCAUCGUCGUCUGCUUCCUGUUAGCCUUCUUGCUGAAUGUGCAGUCAAUAAGGUAUUACAGUCAUGCUAGUAUUCUGAUCAAUGUGCCUUUCAAGAAGAUUUCAUCUCCAUACAUGAGUGCAGAUUAUGUUGGUAGGAUUGUUAACAGGGGAGGUUAUUUCUGGUCUCUUGGAUUGCGUGCCUUCUACUUCUCGUUCCCUUUGUUUCUUUGGAUAUUUGGGCCUAUACCUAUGUUCUGUAGUUGUAUAUGUUUGGUUGUGUUGUUUUAUUUCUUGGAUUUUACGGUUGAGUUUAGGGGUUUGAGUGAUGGUGAGUGUGUUUUGGAUGAUAUUGAUGAGGAACAAGCUUUGUAGUUUGUAGAAUUGGGUUUGAUUUCUGUAAUGGUUUCAUGUAUUGUGGGUUGUUGUUUGUGAUA
Messenger RNA from Spinacia oleracea (spinach), 1158 nucleotides. RefSeq lists its product as uncharacterized. The transcript is spliced from 2 exons. Lineage: Eukaryota; Viridiplantae; Streptophyta; Magnoliopsida; Caryophyllales; Amaranthaceae. Bases 392 to 1096 code for a protein of 234 amino acids. The record is from RefSeq and is a predicted model, not a curated record.